Messenger RNA from Odocoileus virginianus texanus, 3034 nucleotides. Lineage: Eukaryota; Metazoa; Chordata; Mammalia; Artiodactyla; Cervidae. The record is from RefSeq and is a predicted model, not a curated record.
AUGUUGCACCUUACACCCUUGAAGUGGCGGAAGGCGUGCAGAGAACGCGCGGACGAGGGGCGCGUGGAGACGAGCGCGCACGAAGACGCGCGCGGAGUCGCCACGGGCGAGGACAGGAGGGUUUGUGGGAGCCUCCGGCCGCGGAGGUGUCACCGCGGUCCUGCACCCGGAGGGGCUGUCUCAGCUGCCAGAAGCCCGCCGUGCCGGUUCCGCCCUGCGCCCGCCGCGGGCGGUGGAACGCCGCCCCCAGACUCGCUUGGCCUUCGGCGAAAGAAGCGGUCGCGCUCCCGCCGGCGGGACCCGGGCAGUGAGCCUCCUCCAGGCCUCGCCCCGCCGGCACAGCGCGUGGACGAGGGCGACGAGGUCUUCCGCGCGGGCGAGUACGACACGGCGGCCGAGCUCUUCCGCUCGAAGCUGGCCGGCCUGGCGCAGCCCGACCGCGACCUGUACCUGCGGCUGGGGGGGCGCGCUGGCCGCCUCCCCGAGUGCCUGGGGGCGCUUAGGCCGGACGAGCUGGGGGAACCGACGGCCAGCCAGGCGCGCGCCCUGGGCCCGCGCGAACUGCGGGAAAGCCCGGGCCGCGCCCCCGGGGAGGUGCCCCGGGACCUGCUGGGCUGCCCGCGCUGCCGGCGGCUGCUGCACAAGCCAGUGACGCUGCCGUGCGGGCUCACCGUGUGCCGGCGCGAGCCGGGCCCUGAGCGGCCGCCCGCGCGCCGGGUCAACGUGGUGCUGAGCGGCCUGCUGGAGAAGUGUUGCCGGGCACGCAGGCUGGCGGGCCAGGCGCGGAACCUGCAGCGCCAGCGGCAGCCCGAGGCCGCGCUGGCCGGGUGUCACCAAGCCCUGGACCUAGCUCCUGGUGAUAAUUCAUUAUUGCUGCUGCAAGCAGAAUUAUAUUUAUCCAUGAACUGUGAGCAGGCUCUGCAGGAUGCUGGUGAAGUUUGUCAGAAUGAACCUCUCUUGCCUAAGGGGCAUCCAAAAGCCCAGGCUCUCUCUGGCCUGGGAAGAAGUAAGGAGACGUUGAAGGAGUUUCUCUAUUGCCUUGCUCUAAAUCCUGAAUGUAACUCAGUGAAGAAAGAAGCCCAGAAGGUACUGUGUGAGGUGUUUUGCCCAGCUUCAGAAAAUGUGCCUCAGAAUUUAACAUCUUCCACCCAAACGUACUGUUGAACAGAGAUUAAAGGCUCGCUGUCAGAGCAUGUGAAUAGCCAGGGUCCUGUGGAGGACGGUGGCAGUGCAGGAAGGCCUAAGACUCCAUCUGAGAAACCUGAUGUGUUUAGAAAUAGCAGUUCCUCAGUGUAAGUUUCCCAUUUCAUACUGGGCUUACACUGUGAAGAGGAUCAGGAGGUGUUAGACAACAUCCUUCCAACAGAGCCCAGCAGUAGUUUAAAGAGACAGUUUCCAAAUGAUCAGGAUGCACAUGAUGUGAAUGCCACUGGGAAAUUUUCCAAGAAAGACUCCUUACCCCAAAGAAAUGUGAACUCUAACACAGGAGAAAGUGAAGAGCCCAUAGAGGUGGCUGACUUUGAGUGUGCCCUUUGCAUGAGGUUGCUCUUUGAACCUGUGACUAUGCCCUGUGGACACACGUUUUGCCUAAAGUGCCAGGAGCACUGCCUGGACCACGCCCUGCAUUGUCCCGUGUGCAAAGAAAAACUUUCAGAGUUGUUGGCAAGCAGAAAUUUUAAUACAACUGCUCUGGUCGAAGAAUUAACAUUUCGGUAUUUCUCAGAUGAGCUGUCUGAGAGAAUCUACGAUGAAGAAAUGACAGCGCUGUCACAUCUGACCAGAGAUGUGCCCAUCUUUGCAUGCACCAUGGCCUUCCCCACUGUGCCCUGCCUGCUCCACGUCUUUGAGCCCCACUAUCGGCUUAUGAUGUGAAGAUAUUUGGAAAUGGGCACCAAAUGUUUUGGCAUGUGUUUAUCUGCUGAGCACGCAGGGAUCUCGGAGUACGGCUGCAUACUGGAGGUCAAGGAUGUCAGGACAUUCCCCGACGGCAGCUCUGUUGUUGACGCCUUGGGGAUCAGCCGCUUCCGGGUGGUUUUGAGCCACCGUCACAAAGACGGCUACAACACAGCGGACAUUGAAUACUUGGAAGAUGAAAGGGUGGAAGGCCCAGGGUACGAGGAGCUCGGCAUGCUGCCCGACCCAGUGUUUCAGCAGCCUGUGUCCUGGCUCGCCUCACUGCAGGAUCCCGUGAAAGAGCAGACUUUAAGCCACUUUGGGUUAAUGCCAGACAGAGAACCUGAGCCUCAGAGUAACCCUAGUGGUCCCGCGUGGUCCUGGUGGAUGCUGGUGGUGGUGCCGUUGGAGCAGAAGGCUCAACUGGCCAUACUGGGCAUGAUCUCUCUGAAGGAGCACCUGCUUGCCAUUAGGCAAAUAUUAGUCAUCAUCAUGCAUGAGAUGAAUAGCUGGCAAGAGCUUGUUAAUAGCAGGGAGAGAAACAGUUGAUUUCUGUCAAGGUUUCUGGAAGGAUUUGAGUUUUUAUGAGGUAGCCAGGCAUGGACAAGUUAACAUCCAUCCAUCAUGCUUUGUAAGAUGCUUGUAGAUAGGAUUCCAGAAUGGAACACUUGGCAGAUGUUGUCUCCUACUCAGAAGUUAAGUCUGUGCUAGGUGGAAUCUGACUCUGUACAAGGUGAGCCUGAAAUCUGAAUGGAUCCCAUGGUUGGAAACCAACCUAAAAAAAUCUCUCUGGAACAGAUGCCCCAGUGCUCAGUACACUAAAGAUGAUUGACGAGUGGUUUAGGUUUUGCCAGAAAGAAGAUUGCCUUCCCAGUGAAGUGUCUUGCUCCUCCAGACGGGAACAGCUCGCUUGGGUGGGUGGAUAGGAAGAAGGACACUGCCCUGUUAUCUGGAAGCAUAUUUCUCAGAGUCCGGGCUAGCUGGAAACAUGCUUAUUAGGCUUUGUCUGUCACUGUGAAAUGGAGGAGUCAAACCAUUGUUCAGUGUGGGGGGUUAAGUUAGUCUUAUCCAAGAAGAGCAUAGAAGCAAACAGAGCCGUAUUUUUGUGUCCUGCAGUAGUUCAAAUGUGGCAAAUUGCAUA